This is a messenger RNA of Amoebophrya sp. A120, 543 nucleotides long. Lineage: Eukaryota; Dinophyceae; Syndiniales; Amoebophryaceae. The record is from the annotation of a GenBank genome assembly.
UGAUCUUCCAUUUCGAGAGUUCAGGCCUCAGCCUGAUGCGAUGGCAAAUGGCUCGGGCGCCUUUUGCCCGGGCUUGCUAAGGACGGGAGCAACAAAAUCGCGGGAGCUGCCAUACGGAUGGAGGAAGGCUCUGGCCGAAGAUGUUCUGAAGUUAAUGAGCAAAUAAUCCUUGAAGGCAAGGAGCGGCUCGACUCGCUCGGGCCAGCGGCUUCAGAACGGUUUAAGGGGAUCCAGGCGAUCGGGGAUGUUCCGGAGGCGAUGCGGAACAUUGCCAAGGCGCAUCACCUCUCCGCCUCGAACUUCAGCCGCAAACGGCAACAGCUUCAAAGGCGCCGCGCCCUGCCAAGCAUGCCGUGGCCCCAGCGCUGCGGAGUUCCGGCGCAUCCCCCGGGGAUGGUGAAAAGCAAGGCGGGGGCCGGUGUGGCGCCGAUUGCUUGGCGACGCCGCCCAGCUUGGGCAUGACCCCGCGGAACAUUACCCCGCGAAACUUUACCCCGCGCAGCUUUUAUACUCGCGGCGGAUCGCGGACGAGGAGGCGCGCAU